Messenger RNA from Dovyalis caffra, 732 nucleotides. Lineage: Eukaryota; Viridiplantae; Streptophyta; Magnoliopsida; Malpighiales; Salicaceae. The record is from the annotation of a GenBank genome assembly.
AUGGAAAUUAUUGAAAAUUUUGAAGAGUACCAAAAUUACUGGGAGACCAACAAGUUUUGGAAUGAAGAGCUUAAUUACAGCUGGGCAACGGAGGAUCUACAAUUUAAUCUGGUGUACCACGAUUCAAGCUUGCCGGAUGGAACUGCUUCAGGUACAACAGCCCCUAAAAAUGUUGUUUCGGAGAGGAACAGGAGGAAGACGCUUAAUGACAAGCUCUUAGCACUUAGAGAAGCAGUCCCCAAAAUCAGCAAAUUGGAUAAGGCUUCCAUAGUCAAAGAUGCUAUUGAGUGCAUCCAAGAUUUGCAAGAACAAGAGAGGAGACUCCAAGCUGAGAUAAUGGAACUUGAAUCCAAGAGAUUGAAGAACAAUCCUGAUUUUGACCAAGAGCUGCCAGUCUUGUCAAGAUCAAAGAAAACAAAACAUGACCAAACUUAUGAUCAUAGGUUGGCCAGAAGUUGUCCUGUUGAAGUUCACGAACUAAAUUUUACAUCCAUGGGAGAGAAGAUUCUGUUCGUUAGCUUGACAUGUAAUAAAACAACAAACACAAUGCUUAAGCUUUUUGAAGUUUUUGAAUCUUUGAAUCUGAAAAUUGUCACGGCAAAUGUCACAGCUCUCUCAGAUAUGGUCAAGAAGACAGUCUUGAUAGAGGUAGAUGAAGAAGAGAAAGAGUCAGUGAAGAAAAAAAUUGAAAGGGCUGUUUUAGCUGUUAGAUCCACAUCUAGUCCUAUGUAA